Molecule: messenger RNA, 1524 nt
Organism: Plasmodium malariae
Lineage: Eukaryota; Apicomplexa; Aconoidasida; Haemosporida; Plasmodiidae
Gene: FACT-S
Product: FACT complex subunit SSRP1, putative
Exons: 1
Coding region: 1-1524 (507 amino acids)
Cellular component (GO): FACT complex; nucleus
Molecular function (GO): DNA binding; histone binding; nucleosome binding
Source: RefSeq, a predicted model, not a curated record
AUGGGAGAAAAUGCCCAGAGCAGUUCAAGCAGUAGCAAUCCCGUAAUAUCAGUUGGUAACAUUAGGGGAUUUGGGGGUUGUGAUUACGGGUCCUUUAGAAUGUCUAACGAAUUUUUAGGAUGGAAAAAUAAGAAAACAAAUAAUGUGUAUCAAUACAAAUGUAGUGAUAUUAGUGAAGCGGAAUGGAUCAAGACAAGUUACAAUAAUAACAGAUUACAUUUAAAAUUCAAAGAAAAUAAAGAUAAUUUAAUUAUAUAUUUUGAUGGUUUCCCAGAUAGAAAUACUACUGAAAUAACACAACAUUUUCAGAAAUAUUUUAAUGUCAGAUUAGUUAGCCGAAAACUAGCCACAAAAGGAUGGAAUUGGGGUGAAUUUAAUUUAGAGAAUGCUCAUUUAACAUUUGAUAUAGACAAAAAAUAUGCAUUCAGUAUUCCAACUAAUAAUAUUAAUCAGUUAAAUGUGCAAAUAAAAACAGAUAUUGCUAUGGAAUUAAAAAAUGAUGAAAAUAAAAGAACAAAUGAAGAUAUGUUGUCAGAAAUACGUUUUUAUUAUCCACAUGAAAAUGAUGAAAAUCAAAAUUUCCAGAAUUUAAAAAAUGAUUUAUUAGAAAAAGUUAAUAUGAGUGACUCAAAAAGUGAAUGUAUUGCAUCCUUAUCUAAUAUUCCUCUUUUAGUACCAAGAGGGAGAUAUGAAGUUGAAAUGUAUGCUAGAAGCUUUAAAUUACAUGGGAAGUCUUAUGAUUUUACUAUUCAAUAUACUAAUAUUAAUAAGAUGUUACUAGUUCCAAAGAGUAAUUCAAAUCAAUAUGUUUUAAUAUUCAGUCUAAAUAACAAAAUGAAACAAGGCCAAACUGAAUAUCCAUUUAUACUUAUUCAACUUAACAGUGAUGAUGAUAUGGAUCUAGAUAUAAAUGCAAAUGAUGAAGAUAUCAAAAAAUAUAAACUUGAAAAAACCAUUUCAGGAAAAGCUUACGAUGUUGUUACAAGACUUUUUACUUCACUAGUGAAAAAAAAUGCUAUCAUUCCAGGGGAUUAUAGAACUGCCAAAAAUGAACAUGGUAUUACAUGUAGUUAUAGAGCAGCCAGUGGACAACUAUACCCAUUAAAUAAGUAUUUUCUCUUCAUUGUCAAACCAGUCAUUUUAAUUUCGUUUGAAGAUAUUGUUACUUUAAGUUUUCAGAGAACUGGAAAUAUUAAUCAGCAUCGUUUUUUUUCUCUUAUUAUAAAACAUAAAAGAGGAAUAAGCUAUGAGUAUACUAAUAUAGACAAAAGUGAAUAUAUACCCUUGCUUGAAUUUUUAAAAAGUAAAAAUAUUAAUAUUCAAGAUGAUGCAAAUGUAACUGAUAAGAAACAGGACUUUGGUGAUGAGUUAUCUGAGUCUGAUGAAGAGGAGUAUGUUGCUGAUGACGAUGAUGAUGAUGAUGAAGAGGAAUACGUAGCUGAAGACGACGAUGACGAAGAGGAAGAAGCCGAGGACGAAGAGGAAGAGGAAGAGGAAGAAGACGACGACGAUGAUGAUAAGUAA